Messenger RNA from Suncus etruscus (white-toothed pygmy shrew), 4054 nucleotides. RefSeq names its product nucleolar protein 8 (gene NOL8). Lineage: Eukaryota; Metazoa; Chordata; Mammalia; Eulipotyphla; Soricidae. Gene Ontology annotation, molecular function: RNA binding. Bases 104 to 3571 code for a protein of 1155 amino acids. The record is from RefSeq and is a predicted model, not a curated record. The transcript is spliced from 17 exons.
UUGGGACACGGGACCGGAAGUUGGACCUUGGCUUGUAGCUUGGCUGGGAGAAUCCGCGUGACAGAAGAUUGUUUUUCCCACAUUAAACAUAUGCCCAGCCUUCAUGAAAGCUGACAGAGAACUGAAGCGCCUCUUUGUGGGCGGCCUCAGCCACAACAUUUCUGAGGGAGACCUACAACAGCAGUUUGGCAGAUUUGGAGAAGUUUCUGAUGUGGAGAUCAUUACACGGAACGAUGACCAAGGAAAUCCACAGAAAGUCUUUGCAUAUAUCAACAUCAAAGCAGCAGAAGCAGACCUGAAAAAAUGUAUGUCUGUCUUAAAUAAAACCAAAUGGAAAGGUGGAACACUGCAAAUUCAACUGGCAAAAGAAAGUUUUUUGCACAGAUUGGCCCAAGAGAGAGAAGAAGCAAAAGCCAAAAAAGAAAAAUCAGCAGUAGUCAGCAGUGACUUGCUAGAAAAGAGAGCAGCUAUAAAUAUCCAAAUGAAAGCAGUCCCAGGAACAGAAGUACCAGGUCACAAAGAUUGGGUUGUGAGUAAAUUUGGAAGAGUCUUACCUAUCCUUCACCUAAAGAAUCAACAAAAACGUAAAAUCAUCAAAUAUGAUCCAUCAAAAUACUGCCACAAUUUAAAGAAGAUAGGGGAAGAUUUCACAUGUACUGUACCAAUAUCCAACCUCACUUGGAAAUUGGAAGGAGGAGAUGAUCCUAUGAGUAAAAAGCGACGAGGAGAGUUUUCUGACUUUCACAGUCCUCCCAAGAAGCUAAUAAAAACACGAAAGGAUGAAAGUCCCACUGGUUUUCCAACUAUGAGACAAAGACCCAGUUUGGCAACGAAAAGUUCACAUUUUACACAGCAAGAGACCACACAGAAAAUACUCUCUGGCUCUGUGAAUUUUUCUAAAUCACCCCAUGCCCCUGAUUCUAAUUCUCAAAAACCAAAAAAUUUACUUCUUCAUUCUUGCUUGGAAACUACUGGGAACAGAAAUAGCAUGUUUGAUAAUGAAAAUGAUUCUGAAGAUGAAUUAAGACUGUUGAUUGCAAGAGAGGAAAACUUAGCAAGAGCUAUGAAGUUUUCUGCAAAUGAAUCUGAAAAUGAUUCCUUUGAAGUUGUAAGGCAUGAUUUCAAGUCAGAUAUUCAUAACCGUGAUUCUUUCACAGGUGUAGGCCUCAGACAUGAUGAUAGUGAUGACGGUAAGGUAAGUGAUUGUGGCUAUGAUUCAGGUGAUACAGAUGAAAUCAUUGCAAUGAAAAAAAAUGCUGGCAAGGUUCAAAGUGAUAAAGAAUUUUCACAAAGGGAAAAUUUUUGUAAGAAAAAUUAUUCAAAAGAGUGUGGGCUUUCUGAUCACCAUAAUAAAGUUCAAAAAAGAAGCAACAACAUAGAGUGGGCCGUCAAUCAAGAAACUAAGCUUCCUGGUUGUAAAUCUCCAUCCAACUACAGUAGCAGUGAUGAUGCUGAUUCUAAAUCUGAGUCAGAAGAAUCUGCAGAUGAGGAAUAUGAUGCCAUGAUGAGAAACUGUCCUCAGUUGACUCUCACUUUGGCUGAUUUGGAAAAAUUGGCUGACAGGAACUCAGAACCUCCAGUAGAAGAUACUCAGGGCAAUGUCCAGGAAACUACCACUAUACAUAAGGACUCCAAAAGUCCACGGCCUCCCAGUAGUGUCCGUGGCAGAAGUCAACAGUGUAUUCAUCCUGAGGAAAUUGUGGCUUCUCUUUUAGAGGAAGAGAAUACCUGUGCAGUUCCAAAACCAAAGGAAAACAAAUUAAAGCCCAAAUUCAAGGCUUUCAGGGGAAUAGGCUGUCUCUAUGAAGAGCAGUCAGUGAAUAAAUCCUUAAAAGAGAAUGUUGCCACUAACAGUAUUAAUAAAGAUCAGAAUUCCUUGAAACUUAAAGAUUCCAGUGAUAUAUCCAUGGAAAAAGUAUCCUCUUAUGCUAAUGACUCAUCAAGCAAUCAAAUUCCUGCCCAACAUACAAAGAAGGCAAAUGAUCGAGACCAUAUUCAGCCUCUAAAGAGACAGUCCACUUCUCAGAGCCAGGAUCUUAAGGUGGAGUCCCCUAGCAUUUCAGGAAAGGGAACAAAAAGUUCUGCUUCUAGUCCAUUACCACUGACCAAUAAGAAAUCUUUAAGUUCUGAUGCAAAGACUCUUAGGCCAGAUUUUGAUAAAGGCCAGAGGUCCACAAAAGUAGGCAACUGUGCAGGAAAGAUGCAUUCUUUAAACAACUGCACAGCACCUGAGAAGUCACUUGUGUUCUCCAAGAGAGAUACUCAGGAAUGCAAGACUGAUUCCUUUCUUUCUGCUAAUAGCUCACUAAGUGUUAAUACCAAGCAUAAGCAAGCUGAAGAUAACCAGAAGCGCUUGGCAGCCUUGGAGGCAAGGCAGAAAGCAAAAGAAGAACAGAAGAAGCUGGUUCAUGAUGCCCUGACAAAUUUGGAUGGUCAUUCAGAGGCCAAGCCAAGCCACAUCAUCUUUGAUUCUGACUGUGAAAGUGAGACAGAGGCCCCAGACCCCCACCAGCAGACCCAUAUGGACGAGGAGCCAGUGAAAGUGGCAAUUGGUAAAGCUUCAGGAAAGCUGUUUGAGAGCAGCGAUGAUGAGUCUGGCUCGGAUGAUGAGGAGAGGUUCCGAAUUAAACCUCAGUUUGAGGGCAGAGCCGGACAGAAGCUCAUGAAUUUGCAGUCUCACUUUGGCACUGAUGAGCGAUUUCGCCUAGACUCCCGAUUUCUUGAAAGUGAAAGUGAAGAGGAACAGGAAGAAGUAGAUGAAAGGAAAUCCGCUGAGGAAGAAGAGCUUACUGCAGAAAAAAUGAAAACCCUGAAUGUUGUGCAGAGUGUCUUGCGCAUCAACCCAAACAAUUCUACGAGCAGAGGCUCAGUGACUGCUAAGAAAUUUAAGGACGUCAUACAUUAUGAUCCAACGAGACAUGACCAUGCCACUUAUGAACGAAAGACAGAUGAUAAACCAAAAGAAAGUAAAGCAAAACGAAAGAAGAAAAGGGAAGAAGCUGAAAAACUACCUGAAGUAUCUAAAGAAAUGUAUUAUAAUAUUGCUACGGAUCUAAAAGAAAUAUUCCAAACUGCAAAAGAUACCAGUGAGAAUGAAGACGACUUACCCUGGAAGGAAGGCUCUGAUGGAGAGACAGCGGAGGCAGGCCAGGACCCUGCAGUGUGGACAAGCAAGACAGAGCAGCCAAGUGGGUUUACAUUCUCCUUCUUUGAUUCAGAUACUACUGAUCUAAAAGAAGAGGCAUACAGAAUUGAAACAGUGAAACCUGCGAAAAUGGCCUGGCAGGCAGCCUCUGGGUUUCAAGACAGCAGCAGUUCAGAAGAGGAGGAUGUGAUGGAGGAUGCUGAUGACAAGAAGCCCAGCCCUGUAGAAAUGUCAGUACCUGAGAAAGAAACCACAAGAUAUUUUUUUUUCUCCAAAACUGAUGAACGACUUCAGGGAUCUGACUUAUUCUGGAGAGGAGUGGGAAAUAAUGUUAGUAAAACUUCUUGGGAGGCCAGAACGAACAGCUUACAUAUGGAUUGUCGGAAGAAACAUAAAGAUGCCAAGAGGAGAAUGAAAACCAACUAAUUUCAUUGAUUUUGAUGCUGAAUUGUAAACUGGUUUCACCUAUACAAAUUGGUGAUUCAGAAAAUUAUACCUGACAAAGGAAUUAAGAGUGAAGGAAUAAUCAAAAUUUGGCCAGCAGAUUUCAGCCACAUUGCUCUUUUCUAUAGAUUUUCUUUGUACAUCUUUCUAAGUAAUUACUUCAGAAAAAUUAACCUGAGCUUUGAAAAGAGUUAAACACAAGGUAGUCCCUCAGAAUCAUUUUUAUAUGUAAAUAUAUGCCCUCCCACCUCUGAAACAGUAGACAUCUCCUAUGGAAGAUUACAUCAUGCCAUUCUGUGUGUAUAGAUAAAAACGCUUGUGUUUUCUAAAUUACUUUGUAUGUCUUAUAGACUUCCUGAACUAUUUAUUUUCACUAGUAUGAAAUAUAAUGAAAGGUCAAAUUAAGGACAAGUUUGAGUUCAGUACUUGUUUGAAAUUGAUUAAAAUACAGACGUUUUAUUUUUA